This is a messenger RNA of Gymnogyps californianus (California condor), 1569 nucleotides long. RefSeq names its product gap junction protein alpha 1 (gene GJA1). Bases 257 to 1402 code for a protein of 381 amino acids. The record is from RefSeq and is a predicted model, not a curated record. Gene Ontology annotation, cellular component: connexin complex. The transcript has 2 exons. Gene Ontology annotation, biological process: heart development; cell-cell signaling. Gene Ontology annotation, molecular function: transmembrane transporter activity. NCBI's taxonomy places the organism in Eukaryota, Metazoa, Chordata, Aves, Accipitriformes, Cathartidae.
UUCACAGUCAGAGGCUUGAAAACUUGUUAAAAGCUCUCCCAGUGUUCAAAGUUAGAAAAAACUUUUACGAGGUAUCAGCACUUUUCUUUCAUUAGUGGGGAAGGAAGGAUGAAAAAUACAAAACAGCAGUAGACUUUUAAAGUUUAAAUAGACAGGUCUGAGUGCCUGAACGUGCUCUUCCAUUUUACUUUAACCCUCCAAAGAAGUAUUCUGAUCCAGUUUCACUGCUGAUCAGCAAGGCCAGCAUCCUGUGAAGAUGGGUGAUUGGAGUGCCUUGGGAAAACUUCUUGACAAGGUUCAAGCCUAUUCUACUGCAGGAGGGAAAGUGUGGCUGUCUGUCCUCUUUAUUUUCCGAAUCUUGCUAUUGGGGACAGCAGUUGAAUCUGCUUGGGGAGAUGAACAGUCUGCUUUCCGGUGCAACACUCAACAGCCUGGUUGCGAGAAUGUCUGCUAUGACAAGUCCUUCCCCAUCUCCCAUGUACGCUUCUGGGUUCUGCAGAUCAUAUUUGUGUCUGUACCUACCCUUUUGUACCUGGCGCACGUGUUCUAUGUAAUGAGGAAAGAAGAGAAGCUGAACAAAAGAGAAGAAGAGCUCAAGGUGGUCCAAAAUGAUGGUGUGAAUGUGGAUAUGCACCUCAAGCAAAUAGAAAUUAAGAAAUUCAAGUAUGGGAUCGAAGAGCAUGGCAAAGUGAAGAUGCGUGGGGGACUGCUCCGUACUUACAUCAUCAGCAUCCUGUUCAAAUCUGUCUUUGAGGUGGCUUUCUUGCUGAUACAGUGGUACAUUUAUGGGUUUAGCCUGAAUGCCAUCUACACCUGUGAGCGAGAUCCAUGCCCGCACAGAGUGGACUGUUUCCUCUCCCGUCCAACUGAGAAAACCAUCUUCAUCCUCUUCAUGUUGGUCGUGUCCUUGGUGUCUCUUGCCUUGAACAUCAUUGAGCUUUUCUACGUGUUCUUCAAGGGUGUCAAGGAUCGUGUGAAAGGGAAAACUGACCCCUACUCCCACAGCGGUGCCAUGAGCCCUUCCAAGGACUGUGGCUCCCCCAAAUACGCUUAUUACAAUGGCUGCUCCUCACCGACCGCCCCCUUGUCUCCCAUGUCUCCCCCAGGGUACAAGCUCGUUACCGGAGACAGGAACAAUUCCUCCUGUCGUAACUACAAUAAGCAAGCCAGUGAGCAAAACUGGGCCAACUACAGCGCGGAACAGAACAGAAUGGGGCAGGCUGGCAGCACCAUCUCCAACUCGCACGCCCAGCCCUUCGACUUCUCCGAUGAGCACCAGAACACUAAAAAGCUGGCGUCAGGACACGAGCUGCAACCCCUCACCAUUGUGGACCAGAGGCCUCCCAGCAGAGCCAGCAGCCGAGCCAGCAGCAGGCCUCGACCUGAUGACCUGGAGAUCUAAGCUUCUAGCUGCAGUACUUGCUCAACUAUGAAACGACGUGCAUUGGAAGAUGCAGUCAGUGCUGAUCUUGUUCCAGUGGAGGUGGUACUUAAUAGUCUCAAGCAGGAGAUUUUAACAAUCAUAAAAACAAACAAGCGAACAAACUUUUAAAAUACUUGCUGUUUUUG